This is a messenger RNA of Rasamsonia emersonii CBS 393.64, 1113 nucleotides long. Its product is annotated as Short-chain dehydrogenase/reductase family protein. NCBI's taxonomy places the organism in Eukaryota, Fungi, Ascomycota, Eurotiomycetes, Eurotiales, Trichocomaceae. The record is from RefSeq and is a predicted model, not a curated record. The transcript has 2 exons. Bases 1 to 1113 code for a protein of 370 amino acids.
AUGACCGCAACGACCACCACCGAGUCAGAACAACAGCAAUCCCCAGCUGCAGCAGCAAAACAUGCCAAACCGUCGUCUCUGUGGCAGGAUCUCGGCGCCCUGGGGAGUUUGCUCGCCUACGGACUGCGCAAUCCCUGGGAAAUGUACACGGGCGCGGGUCCGACGCUGAACGAGCUCACCUGUGGCCUGGCGGGCUCGUCGUUCAAGCCGAAGAGAGACAUUGGCGAUCUGGCGGGCAAGGUUAUCUUCGUGACUGGAGGCAAGGAAACCAUCCUCCAGCUAGCCCAUCACCGACCACACCGCAUCUACCUCGCCGCGCGCACCGAGUCCAAAGCCCGCGAUGCAAUCGCGUCCAUCAAGGCCGCCGUCUCCUCGCCCGUCGACAUCCGCUACAUCCCGCUGGACCUGGCGUCGUUCGCCUCGAUCAAGAAUGCGGCGAGCCAGUUUACGUCGGAGUGCGAGCGUCUGGACAUCCUGAUCCUGAACGCGGGCAUAAUGGGGCAUCCGCCUCAGACGACCGAGGCAGGCCACGAGAUCCAGUUCGGGACGAACCACGUCGGACACUUUCUGCUGACGAAGCUGCUUCUGCCGACGCUGUUGAGGACUGCGUCCACGAAUGCCGACGCGGAUGUCCGGGUCAUCACAGUAGCGUCCAUCGCCAGCGGAGUCGCCUCGUCGUUCUCCUUCGACGAGCUGACUUCGACUCCCGGCCUCCUUGCAGCAAGCACCUGGCAACGCUACGGCGCCUCCAAGGCAGCCAACAUCCUGUUCGCAUCGGAGCUGGCUCGACGACACCCCGAGCUCCUAUCCGUAUCCGUCCACCCAGGCGUCGUGAAAAGCGACCUGUACGAGACGACCAAGGCUCGCAACGCGUUUGCGCGCUACGUCCUGGAUCUGACGGCGCCGCUGGCGAUGCGCACCGUCUCCUCGGGCGCGCUGAACCAGCUCUGGGCCGCCGCCGGGGCAAGUCGCGAGCAGCUGGCCAGCGCCAACGGCGCCUUCUACACGCCUGUCGGCAAUGUGCAUCCGCGGAACAGGUUCGUGGCUGAUGCGGAAAUGGCGCGGAGAUUGUGGGAGUGGACUGAGGGGGAGGUUUCGAGGGCGUUGGCAUAG